AUGAACUCUUCUUAUUUAUGGAAGCAUUGUAAAGUGCUAGAGCUGACCAAAAACAUAAGGCGUUUCUCAGAAACAGAUGUGCGUGUAGCAGAGGAUAUCACGGAAUUUUCUAAAUGGAUUUUGGAUUUAGGAGAUGGGAAGAUUAAUGAGCCUAAUAAUGGAGAAUGCAUUAUUGAAAUUCCAAAAGAUCUGUUGAUUACAAAGUCCAAAGAUCCGAUCGAGUCUAUUGUUUCAGAGGUGUAUGGUGAAACCUUCAAAGAUUCUAAAGAUCCUACAUUUUUCCAAGAAAGAGCUAUUUUGUGUCCUACAAACGAAAAUGUUGAUGUGGUCAACAACUAUAUUUUCCACUAUCUAUGUAGACUUAGUUGUUUUAAUUUAAAUUCAACUACCAAGCUUUUGUUUAUCAAUGUAGGGGAGGAAAGGAUUUAUCUAAGCUCUGAUAGCAUUGAUCCGUCUGAUUUUAAUUCCAGAGAUGAUUCGAUAUUCUCUCCUGAAUUUCUAAAUAGUAUCAAGUCAUCUGGAUUACCUUCUCAUGCACUUCGGCUGAAGGUUGGGACUCCGGUAAUGAUUCUAAGAUAUCUCGAACCUAAUGAAGGUUUAUGCAAUGGGACAAGGCUGCAAAUAACUCAUUUGGGUAAUCAUAUUGUCCAAGCAAAAGUCAUAACAGGAACUAAAGUUGGUCAGAGAGUAUUCUUGCAUCGCGUGUUGCUUACACCAACAGACACUAGGCUUCCUUUCAAGAUGAGGCGUAGGCAAUUUCCAUUGAAAGUUGCUUUUGCUAUGACCAUUAACAAGAGCCAGGGCCAAUCGCUAGAAAGAGUUGGUUUAUUUCUAUCUAGACCAGUUUUUUCACAUGGACAACUAUAUGUGGCUUUCUCGCGAGUAAAAUCAAGAAAAGGUUUGAAGAUUCUUAUUACUGACAAUGAUGGAAAACCUGAGGAGUCAACAAUGAAUGUUGUAUACAAGGAAGUUUUCCAGAAUUUGUUAUCUAGCAAAUUCACUCAGGAGAGUCAUUGAUGGUUUGUUCCUCUAGACUAUUGGUUUUUACAAUGUUUAAAGUAAAUUUCUGGUUUUUGUAAUUUGUUUUGUUAUUUAGUGAAGGUGGUUAAGAUACUCAGAUCGUACUGUUAGAGUCUACACAGGAGCCAGUGAUGAAAUAAGGUACUUACUUUUUCAGUUUUACUAUACUGAAAACAUGAACCUUAUUUUAUGUCUAACGAAAUCUAUUUUAUUCAUCAUUAUAGUUUAUAUAAAACGAACAUUUGUCAAAAGGUAUAAAACACCUGUUUGUAAAUCUGUACGACACUUAACAAAAUAUUAUAUUUUCACCAUUUUGCAGGGGCUAUGAGCAUGAAAUCAUUUAGAAGAACUACCAUGGCAUGUAUACUGUUCCAAGCCUAACCAGUCUAUCAAACAGUUUUAAUAAUAUACCUAAAAACAUGCUGUUAUUCUACUUAAUUCUUAAGAACUGACCUUAUUGGUAUUUUGUGGAGAUGUCAUUCCCAGGCAGCAGUUUCUUUAAAGUCUUCGGAUAUGUCUUCUCCAUAUGUCUUCUCCCCUUACUAUUUUAUAAGAUUACAAAGACCCGUUCUGUUAAAGAACUGUUUUACAAGGGCUGUGUGCUUAUAUAUUAUAGGGCCUUCUUUAAGUAUAGACGUACCUCACAGCUCCAUCCCUUUAGUUUGAGUUCAUAAAGCCAAACU
Brassica napus (rape) is the source of this 1703-nucleotide messenger RNA. RefSeq lists its product as uncharacterized. Gene Ontology annotation, biological process: DNA repair; telomere maintenance. NCBI's taxonomy places the organism in Eukaryota, Viridiplantae, Streptophyta, Magnoliopsida, Brassicales, Brassicaceae. Gene Ontology annotation, molecular function: DNA helicase activity. The record is from RefSeq and is a predicted model, not a curated record. The coding region runs from base 1 to 1017 and encodes 338 amino acids. The transcript has 2 exons.